UGUUAGUGUGAACAAAACCAUUGACAAUGUGUGAGUUUAUAAUUAAAAUGGCGAAUUGAGAACUGUAUUCUUGAGUGUUUUGUAAUAAUUCUCUGAAAUAUUGAUAUAGGACUUGAAAAAGUCGUUUUUAUUGACAGUGUUACAUAUUGAGCUAACUUUAACAUGCGUUCAGUAGUAGAAAUUGGGGCUAGUGUGCCUGCUUUUCUAGGAAAAUUAUGGAAACUGGUGAAUGAUACGGAGACGAAUCAUCUGAUUUCUUGGAGCCCUGGUGGGAAAACAUUUGUUAUAAAAAAUCAGGCAGAUUUUGCAAGGGAGCUCCUCCCUUUGUACUACAAACAUAAUAACAUGGCAAGCUUCAUUAGGCAAUUGAAUAUGUACGGAUUUCACAAAAUUACUUCUGUGGAGAAUGGUGGCUUGCGAUAUGAAAAAGAUGAAAUUGAAUUUUCUCACCCUUGCUUCAUGAAAGGUCAUGCUUAUUUAUUGGAACACAUUAAAAGGAAAAUUGCCAACCCAAAGUCACUUGUUGCUAGCAAUGAAAAUGGUGAGAAAGUUCUUAUGAAGCCAGAGCUUAUGAACAAAGUGCUAUCUGAUGUGAAACAGAUGAAAGGCAAACAAGAGUCUCUUGAUGCUAAAUUCAGUGCUAUGAAGCAGGAAAAUGAAGCACUUUGGAGGGAAGUGGCAAUUUUGAGGCAAAAACACAUUAAACAGCAGCAAAUUGUAAACAAUCUUAUCCAAUUCCUGAUGUCACUUGUACAACCACCUAGGACAUCUCCUCAAACUAAGAAUGCUUGUGGUGUAAAGAGGCCCUACCAGUUGAUGAUAAACAAUGCUGCACAUAAUUCUGCAACAGAUGCUUCUUACCCUGGAAAGUUAAAGAACUUGAAGCUAGAUAAAGAAAGUAUAAUGGAUGAAUUGAGUGAAGAUAAUCCAGAGGAUGGACCCACUAUUCAUGAAUUGGCACAUGAUGACAUGUUACAUAAUGAUGGCACCCAAGAAUCAUUAAAUGAAUCUGAUUUUAUUACUGUUGACAUGCCUAAUAUGUCCAAUGCCAUGAAUAGUCACAGCCCCACUGAUCCCUCAACAUCCAUUUAUCAUGUUACAAUGGAAGAUGGGGAUGAUGCGGAUGCAGGAGUGACCCGAUUAGUAUAUCCAGUGACUCCCACUAAUGGUAUGCAGAGGGCAAAUGACAAUAUGCCCAUCAUAACAUCAGCUUCACCAACCCCAGUCACUCCAGUAAUGAACCAACCAGUAGCAGUUGAACCAGCUGUGAACAAUGUGAUGGGUUCACCACGAGUUGUUGUUAAAAUUGAAGGACAAAUGCCAUCCAAGUCAAAAGGCCGCAACCAAUCUGUUAACAAGGGUGCUACGACAUCAACUGGAAAAUCUCUUCUUACUGGAAAUUACAACUCAUUGAACCCAUCAGCUGAUCUGAAACUACCAGCAGAGAUAUUUGCAAGUGAUGAUUCUGUUAGUGAUGCUGGGGUUACUGCUGCUGAUGACAUAAGCAUGCAGAAUGCAUUGCAAGAUCUCGUGGAUGAGUCUCUUUUACCAGCUUCUAAAGACAAAAUGCUGGGUGGUAUAAACAUCAAGAUAGAAGGGGCUGGAGAAACAUCAAAGUCUAACAAAAAGUCAAAGAAGAGCACCACCAAAAGUAAUGAGAACACACUGAAUCUGGCUGACAUCAAAACCGAACUCCAGGAUGAUUUUGAUUGGAACAACAUGACACUAGCUACUGUGAACAACAAUACUAACAAAUUCCAAACAAGGAAUAGGAGAGAUAACCUCAGCAAAAAUCGGGAGGAAUAUUCUUCCCUCUAUGGAACAAAUUCAAACAAGAAUGAUAUUGAUGACCAUUUGGAUGCAAUGCAGACAGACCUUGAAUCUUUGAGAGAGUUGCUGCGAAGCGAUAGCUAUACAUUUGACACCAACACAUUAUUGGGGACUCCAGAUGCAAGAGUAUUACCUUCGAUGUCUCUCGCUAUUCCUUCCUGUCAGCCCACAACAAAUAAUUAUCUAUUUGGUUCCGAUGAUCCAUUCUACGGGCUGCCAUAUAACUCGAUGGAGGACAGGGCGAAACCUACUAACAAUGCAAAGAAGCAGAAAGGUGAGAUAUCAAAUGUAAGCAGUGACGACUCUCGCGUCCCGCACCUGUUUACUGAGGAUAAUGUUGAAGGCAAUCAGCUAAUCUCGUAUACAGGGAAUAUUCCAGACUUUGAGGAUAUAAACAUGCCAGAUCUGGAGUGCGAUAACUCUCAGGAUCCGUGCGUGUCGCCCACUCCCAGCAGCUCGACGCUGAACACGCCACAGAUGCAGGUUCGUUCGCCUUCCUUUUCUCUGAAACCAUGAGGAAAGCCUAAAAAGCGACGGCACAAGAAGAAGCGCUCGUCUAGCAAGUGAACGUUUAGUACAUCACUUUGAUAAUACUUCGCGUGGACUGAGUUCGAUAACUGAUUAGUGUAGUCUAAACAUGUAACUGAGGAAGAAAACAUAACAAGUAAUUUAUAAAAUUACUCUUAUUCCAAUAUUUGUUGAUUGGCUUGUCAAACGUAACAAACUCAUAAUUUGCUGUAUCUUUAUUUAAAACUUUAACCAAUGAUUUCCAUUAACAAUUUUAUAUUAAUGACAUGAAUGCUUGUUUUAAUUUUUCGAGAAAUGUUUCUAAUGCAAAAUUUAACCAAAAUGUAGGUAGGUGUAAGUUUUUUGUUUUGUCUAUGUAAUAUUUUCCACCCAGUGCAAUAAGGAGUUGCGAGCAAAAGCUAUUAUUACAUGUAGCCGCAUAUUUAUUAAGGUAUCGAGCUUUGAAGUCUUAUUUGUUUUGUCGCAAAUGAUAUCAGUGUAAUUAAUUAUCACAGUACAUACAAAUAUAUUUUUUAUAAACAUUGACUAAUGAGAAACUUGUGAUUACUUAUGUAAGCUCGCAUGUUGAACAAUAAAUUAAAUAAUUUGUUUUGUUUAUAGUAGAUAAACUUUUAUAUAUGACCACUUUGUAAAGGAAUAGGAUAGUGAUAACAUGUAAGUAUGUUUAUCGAGUGACUGAGGUUCUUUGCACUAUCAAGUAAUUAAUAAGACAAAGUUAAUGGAAGUCAUCCCACAUUAAAAUAUGAAUAUAUAGCACGUGAUUGUCGCUACAAUUGCUUGGUGCCUUAUGAAGGAUAAUAGUUACAGUGAUUUAAAUUGGAAUAUAAACAACAUCGCGACAUGCUAUUAUUCGUAUAGUAUGUGUAGAGCGUACGAUAAGGGUGAUAUAUAUUUUGUUUAACAAAAAAUUACUUAAUGCGAUCUCAGAUGGUGAUAUGGAUGUCCUACAGAAUUGAGGUCAAGGCAUACUGUACUGGCUUCAUUCCAACUCGGCGAUUAAUUCAUUUCAAUUUCACUAUUAGCUUGUAUAUCGGAUAAUUUCAUAACAUCGACGGCGCGCGGUGUAUUCCCUCCUGUUAGUCUUUCUUUUAACUUGCUAUGCAUCAAACAUCUUCUUUAUUAGAGUAUCAAGUGCACUGUAAAGGGAGACAAAUUAUUAAAAACUUCCAAGUCUUAUGUACUAAAUCCUCACGGUAGAUACGGGAACUGGGAAAUUUAGUCUCCCAGGCAAUGUGUCUACUGUUAGCAAAAACCUGAACCAAAGUUGUGUUGUAUUGGAGCUAUGAGUUUAUGGUGUUGGUACAGUAUGCCAGGACCUUUAGGCAUUUAGAGGUGCACUAAAAAGUUAAUCCAACGCUAGUUACUCUCAACUCUUCAAGAGUGUCGUCGUGAGUCGAUAUUACAACUUCGUCAAAUUCUUUAGUGUGCCUCCAUUGGCACUGCUAGCUAAUCACACAAAAUGUGUUUAUUUAUUUUGGUGCAAACGAACCAAUUUUUUGUUUAUAUUGUAUCUAAUUUAAAUAGCAGUAUGACUGCCUUUGUUGAAAUUUGCACAGGGAUAUUUAAAAAAUAUUUACCAAAAUUUAUCUAAAAGAUUUAGGGAUUGAUUCGCUCAUGUAUAAAAUGUUAAUUCGUCAUUGUUGACAGGUUAUAUACUUUGUGUAUAUAAGAUAUAAGUAUAUAAUCAUUAUGAUUAUUAUAAUGUUAUGUAAGUCUUAAUUUUAGAGUGUUAUAUAUUAUUAUAGCCUACGCAAUAUCAUCAGCAAAUUACUAAGUAUUAUAAUGAACUUGCAUUUUCUCAUUUUUGUCACGCUCAGUAACAUGUUUGCAUUGCAUUUCAGCAAACAUACGUUAAAAGUAUGUAUGAUAAAAGCCUGUUUCGAAAAGUUAUAUCAAAAAUUCCUACUCCUACUCCGUCACUGUAACUAAACCGCUUUACAUAUGAAUAAGUAAAUGCUACUUAGGGUGUACACUGCAGAACUACAUAUAUUUACAAAAUAAUUUUAUUAUAGAACUGGUAUAUACAACCACAAUAGAUUUAGCAAUUAUUUUUAACUACAGCCAUUGUAUUAUAACAUUAAAAUAUGUUUAUGAACAAAGUUUGGUAAGAUUAAGGUAAAUCAAGUAUGUAAGAAUACAUUAUCUAUGUUUAAUAUAAGUUAUUUUUAAAUUCAAUGUAAUAAAAUAUUGAAAUUUA
Molecule: messenger RNA, 4555 nt
Organism: Spodoptera frugiperda (fall armyworm)
Lineage: Eukaryota; Metazoa; Arthropoda; Insecta; Lepidoptera; Noctuidae
Gene: Hsf
Product: heat shock factor protein
Exons: 11
Coding region: 163-2346 (727 amino acids)
Biological process (GO): regulation of DNA-templated transcription
Molecular function (GO): DNA-binding transcription factor activity; sequence-specific DNA binding
Source: RefSeq, a predicted model, not a curated record